Molecule: messenger RNA, 2064 nt
Organism: Cyanidioschyzon merolae strain 10D
Lineage: Eukaryota; Rhodophyta; Bangiophyceae; Cyanidiales; Cyanidiaceae
Product: similar to cell division control protein 48, AAA family
Exons: 1
Coding region: 1-2064 (687 amino acids)
Cellular component (GO): cytoplasm
Molecular function (GO): ATP hydrolysis activity; ATP binding
Source: RefSeq, a predicted model, not a curated record
AUGCAGACGAUUCCAGGCGACGCGGUCAAGGCCUAUGUAGAGGCGGACGAGCUUGAUCGCUCGCUCACAACCUGGAUAGAGCAGAGCCUCGCACAACGAAAGAAGCGAACUUUAAGCGCACGCUCUCUUGUCCUCUACGGACCAACAGGUGCGGGAAAACGCACACGGGUGCAGCUGGCAGCACAGCGUCUGCACCUCCGGGUACACCCGGUGCACUGUGCGGCGCUGGUAUCCGCGGACUCGCCUCGCCAUGCAGUGAGGAAGCUAUGUCACCUUCUCCGCGAUGAAGCAAACGACAUCUUAUUGCUUGCGGAUAUCGGCUGGCUGAUCGAAAACGCCGUGCCUUCUGGUGCUUCGGACACCAGCUCACCCGACCGAGCGCUGCUCGGCGACAAGUCCGGAAGAUCCGUCUCUCGAAGCGAGCGGAGAACCGUCGCAGAUGCAACCCUGGCCAGCAGCGAGUUUCAUCUAAAAUCCUGGUUAUGGACAGUGCUUUGCACCGAGAUGCGAUGGCUCGGAACGGAUGAUGGGGCAUCACGUGGCCCGGGAGCGCUGAUCAUGACUUGCUGGACGCACCUGCCGUGCUGGGGAUGCGUUCAGCAGCCGGUUCCAUUGCCCACGUGGCAGCAACGAAAGCAGUAUCUUCAGCUUGCUGGAGGACCGGAGCCUCUUGCGGAUAUCACCCCAGGCUACACCUAUGCAGAACUGCAUGCGCUUCUCUGGACGCUGCGGAUGAGGCACGGCUCGGGAGUCUCGGGUGCUGCUGAUACGCACACGACUCCAGUGGAUGCGCCUGCCUUGCAUCGAGGCAUCCCGCGGGAUGCUUCGGUGCAAGCCUCGGGUCACUGUUCGAAAAAGACCCUCGACAAGACUCUGAACAUCGAGAAGCAGAUGAAUCCGGACGAAAACGAUUCUGGUGAGGAGACUACGGCGAUUGCACCAGCGUUAUCGCUCCCAGAGGAAUGCCAUGUUGAGCGUGACGCUUCGCAUGCCAUGCCCCUGGUGUUGUUGGCUUCUCGACAGGCGCGCCCUCGAAAGCAGACAGGCUUGGAUGCAGCAACUGCGGACGAGGCUGCGGCAUCCAGGGCGAGCACCGACCCCGAUGACUCAAGGGAGGCGCGGGUCCACGCUGGUUGCUGCUGUCAGCACUCAAACGGCGUUGAGGCGGCGCUUGCUAGGCAACAGAGCGCUGUCGGAGAAGACCUGCUCGACCUGUCGGAAGUUCCGCCACCGGCGAUCGUUCGUCAAGUGGGCGCCAUCCGCUGGUGGCGACGACCAGCAGCAAGAACUCGCACCCUGCCUCUCUUUGGGCGCGCGGUGCGAGAAGCGCAGCGAACUGUUCGCCAAGCCCUAGCCGAACACCUUGCCGAGGACACAGGCAGCGAGCAACGUCACCUGCGUUCCGAGCGGAAUGUUCUUGGCAUUCUUCUGUACGGAGCAACUGGUAAUGGCAAAACACACUUUGCAGAAAUGCUAGCGCAUCCCUGGCUGGACUCGGAAGCACAUUUUGCGUGGCCUGCGCUAAACAUGCUCCCCGUCCAGGCAACAGAUAUUGUUUCUGCACGUGUUGGAGAGGCUGAACGAGCGCUGCAGAGCGUCUUGACCGUUUGUGAAUCCAUGGGAAACUGCGUUCUCUUCAUUGAUCACAUUGAGAUGCUGGCGGCAGCGAGAGAUGGCCCUUCGAGCACCCAUGGUGUGCAUGAGCGCCUCCUCAGCAUUCUCCUCCAGUACUUGGAUGGUUUCUACGCACGUCGUGGAUGCCGUCGUUUUGGUUUUGUCGUUGCCACCGACGAGCCGAAGCGACUGGAUCGAGCGCUCCUGCGACCGGGACGUCUGGAUCUGCACAUCGAGCUGCCAACACCGGAUGCGCUCACUCGGAUGGAGGCGUUCAAGUACCAUCUAAGUCGCGCUAUGGACCAGGAUGCGUUACCUGCUGACAUUGGAGAGCACGCUUCUGCGUUUGCGACGGCAACGAGCGGUCUCGAUAUGGCUGGGGUGCGUCAGGCCGCAUCCGACUGGGUAUGGGAUCUCUGUCAUGCUACAACGCACUAUGUGUCCGCUUGA